AUGGAUUUUACUUCCUUCUUUUCAAAUACCAUUGUUAUUGACAAGGCUCUUUGGCAAAUUUGGCUUAUGGGGCUUACUGUGGAUAACGCUGUAUCAAUAGCAUUAAGUCAGCAUCGAAAAAGAGCGGUAAUGGCUGGAAAUCAACGACCAGAACAGAGUCAGGUUUCUCACUAUGUCACAACUCAAUAUCGCAAUUUUGAGAUCCUUGAAGGGUUUUUACAUCAUCCGCACCAUUUAACAACUCAGCCCAUCUUUCCACUUCCUCAAUCCACAAAACAGUUUUUAAUUGAUUCAUAUUAUGGGUUUGAUGAAAGAGUGAUUCGUGAGAUUCUGGGCAAGAAGCUGACUUCUCGUGUAAGAAAAGAACUUGAAGAUGUGUGUCAACGGACUCGUGUUCCCAUCAUUGGCUGCAGAAGAAUGUUUGACAAUUUAAAACGUAUUAUCAAGCGAGUAGAAGAUUGCGAUGGGGAUAUGGUGUCUGUGAUCCAGCGCGACUUUGUACUACCGUAUAGUUUAUCGUCUCAGUAUGCCAACAUUAUCUUUAUCAACAACUAUCGCUUUGAUACGUCAAAAAAGCGUUUGGCUCAUUUAAGGUUUUAUGAUUUUGAAUAUGUCGCAUCUAUAUUGAUGACAUAUCUGACAGCAUCACCCAAGACGGUACUUGAAGAAUUUGAUGCAGUACUGACUCAGGAUAGCCGUGAGAUCAAAACAAUUAUUUUCAACUCCAAAGACACGCUUGAGCAGUUUCGUAUAGCCAUGACACUACAUUUGGCAGCUCUUGAUCAACAGCAUAUCAUGGAAAAAGCUGGAGCAAAUGCACUCAAAAUUAUCCUCCGUAAUAUCAUAACACUAGGAGCCAGUCUUUCCAAUAAUCGUGAAAUCAGGGACCUGUUUGCGGCCAUACAAGAAAAGAUUGUAGAUCCAGGUGUAUCGUUUGGAUGGGCUGCAUCAGAUAUGGAUGUAUUUCUUUCAGCAUGUAUAGUAGUUUUUUGUGGAAGUGAUGAUCCAACGUAUGUAGAUUCUGGGGCAAUCAACGAAGCAACACGAAAGCGAUACGGUAAAUCGUUUUCUAGACUUGUUCAUGCUGUCAAACUUUCUGCUGUUCGUUUUCAUUUGGCAGCCAGUGGCUCUCAAUAA
Batrachochytrium dendrobatidis JAM81 is the source of this 1137-nucleotide messenger RNA. RefSeq lists its product as uncharacterized. The transcript has 3 exons. The record is from RefSeq and is a predicted model, not a curated record. Lineage: Eukaryota; Fungi; Chytridiomycota; Chytridiomycetes; Rhizophydiales. The coding region runs from base 1 to 1137 and encodes 378 amino acids. Gene Ontology annotation, cellular component: nucleus.